AUGCCCGGGGAGCCUUUCCAUGCGGUGGAAGCGUCUGGCUUGGCACGGGAGAGCUGGGAGACCGGCCUGGGAGACCCACGAGGGAGCAAGUUCCUGGGUUUGCAGCAGUGAGAGCAGGAACGGCUCUCACAGCUGAAGUGCAAGAUUGACAAGGAGAGCAGCAAGAGGGAGUUCCUGACGCAUCAGUCGCACCUGAACGAGACCCACUGUGUCCACUGUCUCCAGCCCUUCAAGUUCCUGCUCAACAGCAAGCGGCAGUGCCUGGACUGCCACUUCUACACCUGCAAGGGCUGCAGCCGCUACAACAAGAAGGAGCAGGGCUGGGUCUGCGAUCCCUGCCGCUUGUCCAGGAUUGUGAAGAUCGGGUCCCUCGAGUGGUACUACGAGCAUGUGCGGUCGCGCUUCAAGCGCUUCGGCAGCGCCAAGGUGCUGCAGUCGCUGUGCGGCAGGCUGCGGCCAGGUGAGCAGCUCCGCGGCGCCUCCCGGCUUUUAGGUCUUCAUGACAGAGUUUACAGCCUGCCAGACAUUAACAGUGAAUGCCAGCUGCCCACCAGUGGUGGCACAGGGGAUGACAGUGACAACGAAGAUGAUGUCCUGCGUGGAGCUGAAGCAGAGGGCUACAGCAGAGUGCGCAAGACCAAGCGGUUGCUGUCUGUUCAUCCCUAUGACUUUGAGCUGGACUCGGACUACUCUGCUCAGUCCCGCCGCCAGUCCGCACAGCUCUCGCCAGCAGCCAGCAGCCCAGACGGCUUCCAGGCCUUCCCAGACUUCCCUGACUCCGCUGAAGAUGCCUCCCAGAAGGAGUCCGUGGCCGAGGAGGCGGAUCUGGCAACGGCCUUCCACCUGCAGGAACAGGGACCCCGUGCGAGCCCUCCCAGGCAGGAGUUCAGCACAGAGGUCCGGCUCAUGGUCAACUCGCGGAGAAGGAGCCUGGAAAGAAAUGCAAAACCUGGCAGCCACUGGAGCGAGCAGCCUCGGUCCCCGUACUCUGCAGAUAUGGACACCUCCGAUGAGGAUGCCAAGGGGCCCCAGAGGUUCACUAGCUAUGCAUCCCAUUACGUGAAACGCCGAAACAGAGCCUCCUCCCAGGAAAACGUCAGCCACUCUGGAAAUCAGUCUCCAGCCCCAGAGUCGCAGCUUGAUCCUGAUGCUGAGGAGGAGGAGUUGAAGAGGAAGCUGGAGGAGCUAGCCAGCAACAUCAGCGACAAAGGAAUCUCUUCGGAAGAAGAGGAGCAUGAAGAAAAGAAGAGAGCGAAGAAACCAGAAAUGAGCUCCUCCAGUGAUGACGUGGCCAGCGAGGCCCACCAGAGAUCUGCAGCUCAGGCUUUGAGCGACAUCACGGCCAAAGUCCUGAGGGCCAUAAACGCCACGGAGAGAGCGGUCUAUGAGUCCGUGCACGGAGAGAGCCAGGGCAGUGGCACCUGCGCCCUCCCCGGCCUGACAGACAGCAGAGAGGUGGCCGAAGCGUACCGUGACCUUGAAGCAAACGUGUACCUGACUGCUGGGAAGACAUACCGGCUUGAGAAGACCCUGGAAGAGCUUGAGGAAGGGGCUCAGCAUGGCGGCACCACCGACUCGGAGCUGUCGGAGCUGGAGGACAGAGUGGCCUCGGCCGCUGCUCAAGUACAGCAGGCAGAGAGCGAGGUAUCGGACAUCGAAACCCGAAUUGCGGCCCUGACAGCUGCAGGGCUCACAGUGAAGUCGGUGGAGAAGGCGAGGAAGAAACAGGGCGCGCAGGACUUUCGCCUCCCGUCUCCUAGACCUGCCAGCAGCAGCCCAGGGUCACAGAGCGCCGAGUCUCAGGAUGACAUUAAGGCGAUGUCAGGACCCCAGGCAUUCAGGAGGAAGUUCAACAGCUCUCUUGAAUUCACAGGCAGCGAUGACUACUUUGACCGCAACUCCCUCUACCGUGGCUCUCUGACGCAGAGAAACCCCAACGGCAAGAACAGGAGAGUGGAGCGCCUCUUCGCGAAGCCGGUGAUGACCCACCUGCCCUGAGGAAAGGAGGCUGCUCCUACCGCUGCAUUUCACCGAUGAGCCACGACCUC
This is a messenger RNA of Tinamus guttatus (white-throated tinamou), 2048 nucleotides long. The record is from RefSeq and is a predicted model, not a curated record. NCBI's taxonomy places the organism in Eukaryota, Metazoa, Chordata, Aves, Tinamiformes, Tinamidae.